AGUGUGGAGAACCAUGUUGAGUGACUUUGAAGGACCCUUCCUUUGACGAUCACCUCGUCCUCAUUGUCUCGGCGCUUUUUGUAUUCCGAUGUCAUGAGACUACGAGGAAUGUCUCCUGCUAUCGAGUCUUCUGUACUGGGUGAUCUAGGCAUAGUGGACCAGUUUCCAGCGAAAGUCCCAUCUCACAACGACAGAGGGUACCCCACGGCAACGCUUUUUUUCCGUUGAACACUGGACAAGGCUCUGACAUGGGUGGAAUUGGACAUUCUCUCGUCGUAUUGGCAUUGCUCCUUCUUGCGCCGCUCAGCAUUGUGUCCGCCGUCGUAGCAUCACAAGGAGAUAAUGACGAAUCUUGCCAAUCGAGAUCAUUGAACGAAAUAGUAGAACCUAUACGAGGAGAGUGCAAGGAAGAACUAGGUGACCGAGAGUUCUACUCUCAGCGUGAAGUUGAGCAUCAGGUGGACAAGCGAGGAACCAAGUAUGUGAAGCAGAUCGAGUAUAGUGGAAAGACAUUCUUCGAUGGGUCAGUUGUCGUCGCCAUUGGCGUUCAUAUGGGUGGCUAGCUGACUUGCAGGAAGAUUCAACUUUUUCUCAGAGACCGGUCAGUCUUCCUCUCCUGGGCCUUCGAUCACUGACGACGUUCCUGCAAGAUCCCUCCCAUGGCCGUGAGCGCAGCGCGAUACUUUUUCUUGAUCGUACAGGAUACUGACA
This is a messenger RNA of Kockovaella imperatae, 711 nucleotides long. RefSeq lists its product as hypothetical. The transcript has a single exon. Bases 249 to 563 code for a protein of 104 amino acids. NCBI's taxonomy places the organism in Eukaryota, Fungi, Basidiomycota, Tremellomycetes, Tremellales, Cuniculitremaceae. The record is from RefSeq and is a predicted model, not a curated record.